This is a messenger RNA of Xyrauchen texanus (razorback sucker), 761 nucleotides long. RefSeq lists its product as uncharacterized. Lineage: Eukaryota; Metazoa; Chordata; Actinopteri; Cypriniformes; Catostomidae. The record is from RefSeq and is a predicted model, not a curated record. Bases 78 to 761 code for a protein of 227 amino acids. The transcript has 3 exons.
CAGAGACUCACAGUAACACAGAGCUACAGCUCAGAACACAGACAGCAUCAACACAGAACUAAUCUGAAUGAGUAAACAUGGAAAGAUACCUGCUUCUGAUUUUAAUUGUGACUCCAGGUGUGAUAACUGCAGACCAGAUUGAACCAAAUAUAGGAACAAACAUCAUUAAGAAAGAAGAUGAUAGAGUAACACUGAGCUGCUCAUAUGAUACUAGCAGCAGUGAUGUUACACUUUACUGGUACAGACAGUAUCCUAACACAGAACCUCAGUAUUUAAUUUGGAAAGAUGCUCGGUCAUCGAGUGGUACUGGGACCCCCUCUGAUCGUCGGUUUCAGUCGACAACAUCACAAACAUCCACUGAACUCAUUAUUAAUGGUGUAACUCUGUCAGAUUCAGCUCUCUACUACUGUGCUCUUUGGAACCCAGUGAUACAAAGUCUAUGUGCUAGUUUUGGAAAUGAAAUCACACCAGAAAGCACUGAGGAGUUUGCUGUAGAAGGUUCAAUUGUUAAACUAUCCUGCAGUUAUUCUACUGCACAGUCACUUCAAUGGUACCGUCAGUAUCCCAGAAGAGCUCCUGAAUACCUUGUGCUCAUAAUUGAAGGUGUGAAAGACAAUAAGAAAUCUGAUGUAGAUCCAAGAUUCUCUACUAAACUCAGAAAAGAAAAACAAAAGCAAGUGGAUCUGGAGAUCUCCUCCGCUGCAGUAACUGACUCUGCUCUUUACUACUGUGCCCUGGUGCCCACAGUGACAGGAAACUGA